GCUAACGCCAAAGCUAAAGCGAAAGCGAUCCCUCCCCCCCACCCACCCCAAGUUCUUAAGGCGCGUAGCCCUUCCUUCUCCUGGGAUCUCCUCCUAUUGAGAUCGCUGCUGCGCUCUGCUGUUAUUGAUCCUUCGAUGGCCCAGGAGACGCUGGUGUUGGUGGUUUUGCCCUUCUUGUGAGACCUUGCAGGUCUCUCCUGGUUGGGUGGGAGGGAGGGGGCGGGACAUGGAAGGAGAGAAGGGUGAGGAAUUCGGCAUCGGAAUCGGAGCGAGAGGUGAUGGGUGCUGCCACUGCGUGAUCAUCAGCGGGUUUUACUGCUGGGACUGGGAGUUCUUGACGGCUCUCCUCCUCUUCUCGCGCCACUAAUCAUCUUGUUUUCAUCCAGUUUUCUUCUUCUUCCCUUUUUUUUCGAAGACAAAGUGAAAAAAAGGAAGAAGGAGAUCUGUUAGAUUUUGUUUGUUUGUUUAGUGGGGGAUUAAGAAAACGAGGGGAUGGCUGCACCAAAAAAUGGUCAACAGAAUAAUAGUAGUAGUAGUAGUAAUAAUGGGGGGAAGGAUAGGAGUCCGGGAGGGCCGGCGCCGUUCUUGACGAAGACGCACGAGAUGGUCGAGGACAGGAGGACGGACGAGGUGAUAUCGUGGGGGGAGAACGGAAGGUCGUUCGUGGUGUGGAGGCCGGUGGAGUUCGCAAGGGAUCUCCUUCCGGUCCAGUUCAAGCACAACAACUUCUCCAGCUUCGUCCGCCAGCUCAACACCUACGGCUUCCGCAAGGUUGUGCCGGACCGGUGGGAGUUCGCGAACGAGAAUUUCCGGCAAGGGGAGCGAAGGCUUCUAUGCGAGAUCCGCCGAAGAAAGGCUGCGCCGCCGCAGCCCCCGCUGGCAGGAAAAACCAACGCCGGCCUCGGGCACCACCCUUGUCUAGCUUCGUCAACCUCCAACUCCGGCGAAGUCCACAGCUCCUCCUCCACCUCCUCCACUCCGCCGCCACCAACGCUUCCACCGCAACAGCUUCUGGACCUGAUCAACGAGAACGAGAAGAUCAAGAAGGAUAAUAAGAUACUGAGACGUGAGCUGGCAAAAUCCAGGCAGCACUGCCGAGAUCUCUUUGGCUUCCUCUCGAAAUUCAUCCACGUCGACGAGCUCGACAUUUCUCUUUUAAUGCGGGAAAAGGGACUGACAGAAGCAAGGAUAUGUAGAGAUGAAACAACGAAGAAAAAAGACGUGGAAGAGGAGGUGGGAAAGAAAGAAGAGGGUCUGAAGCUUUUCGGUGUCUUGCUGAAAGGUUUUGAGGGAAAAGAGAGAAAGAAGAGCAGGAGAGAGAAGAGGGGGCGGUGUGACGGAGUGGGAGAGGGGUAUGGGGCUGCGGAGAGACCCAUGAAGAUGGGCUUCGUGGCGCCGUGGAUGGGGCUGUCGACGCCUGUGCGUCAGGGAAGCAGCAAGGUCUGCGACUGAGAGACAUUUUAGUUGAUUGGUGAUAAUUCUAUGUCUAGGCAUGCCUGUAACAUGUAACAAGUAAAUGACUGUAUAAUAAUGUUGAGUUGUAGAGUAAUGGCAUAGAAGGUAGAGCUCAAGGAAUGCUCCAACAUUUUCUUCUCAAAGUUAAAAGGGAUGGAGUGUUUAAUGUAUGAGAUAGGGUGUGAAGUUGCACCACAUACUAGUGUUUAUCAGUUGUGUUUAUUGCAUAUAUAAAAUAAUCUCGUUUUAUUGGGUGUUUCUGAGGA
Molecule: messenger RNA, 1721 nt
Organism: Phoenix dactylifera (date palm)
Lineage: Eukaryota; Viridiplantae; Streptophyta; Magnoliopsida; Arecales; Arecaceae
Product: heat stress transcription factor B-1-like
Biological process (GO): regulation of transcription by RNA polymerase II
Cellular component (GO): nucleus
Molecular function (GO): DNA-binding transcription factor activity; RNA polymerase II cis-regulatory region sequence-specific DNA binding
Source: RefSeq, a predicted model, not a curated record